This is a messenger RNA of Naegleria gruberi, 1344 nucleotides long. RefSeq lists its product as uncharacterized. The coding region runs from base 1 to 1344 and encodes 447 amino acids. The record is from RefSeq and is a predicted model, not a curated record. The transcript has 2 exons. NCBI's taxonomy places the organism in Eukaryota, Heterolobosea, Eutetramitea, Acrasida, Naegleriidae.
AUGUCGGAACCAACUAACAGCAACAUUCUGGACGGCACGCAAGAAAUUACGUGGGAGGAAACGCCUAAUAAAGAAGCCGAGGAAAUUGAAGAAAUACUUCGACGAUUUUUGCACUCAUUGUGUGAUAUUUAUAAUACAAAGUCUAAAACAAAUCAUACAAUCGGUGCUAUAUGUGAUACAAUUUUCACCAAGAAUGGAAUUGAGUUGUUUGUUGAUAGUUGCACAGAGAGUAAGGCAAAAGGAAUUGAAAUAAUUGAACAAUUAUUAAUGAUGGAGCCUGCUAAUAGUUGUUGUGAAGGGAAAAUUAUUGAGGAGGAGAUUCAACAACUAAAUCACAACGACAACACUAGUACCUACAAAAAAGUACUGGCUGAAGAAAAUAGAACAUUCUUGGAUCAACAUAAUGUAAAGUUGGAUGAUAAUACUUUCAAUUUUUGUGUAAACUUUCAAAUAUGUUUCAAGAUUGAACCAACAACCAGUAAUAUUGCAGACACAACAAGGAUUUCCAGAUUUGAUGGCACUUCUUCAUCCAAUACUCGAAUAUUUUCUCUAUUCGAUCCUUUAUUAAACUAUUCUAAAUUCACAAAAGCUGGAAUAGAAAACGAGUGGACAUAUCUGACUUGCAUUAUUGAAAAUGCAUGUUUAAGUAACGAUCAGCUUUUAUUCCAAACAGACAAUAUAUUCAUACUCUGCAUGCAAGCCGAUUUACUUUCUGUUGAGAAUGUUCAAAUCGAGACUUUUGGAAUUGAGUACGCAUUGACCUCACAUGCAUUCUCGUUGAACAAAGAAGAGGAAAGAGAACAAUUUAUCGAGAAACUUACAGCUCAUUUAGAUUAUUUCAGAGCUAUUUCUCUUGUUGAAAAGGAAUACCAAUUUUUGUCAUCACCUAACACAUCAAUAAGCAAAUUGAGAAGAGGACGCUCUGUGAUGGUUUAUGAAAGUUUUUUAACAUCAGAUAAUAAUAUGAUCAAUGUUUAUCCACAACUUUCAAGUAUGAAAGAAUAUUUCAAAAAUUAUGAUUUUGAAUUCAAAAAAGAAAUUGGUAUUGAAAAACCAAUGUUUGAAAAGCAAACAACACAUUUAGCGGUUAUCCCUUAUUCGAAACUGAAUGAAUUUGAGUUGAAUUCGUACACCAAAGUAAUGGUUGUUGGUUUUGUAGCAACAACCAAUUUGCAAGGUUUUAUAUUUACUAAAAACAAAACUUCCAAAUUGCAAAAAAAGGAUUCAAAUUAUACAAAAUAUACUGCUGAUGAUGAAGAAAAAUUGACAAAGAUGAUGAAGAUUACAAAGAAAAACCAAAUACAUUCAAUAAGAGAAAUAGGAAUACCAAAGGAACAGGAUUAA